AUGAAAAUCAUCGUGACAGGCGGCACAGGCCUCGUGGGCUCCGAAGUAAUCCGCUCGGCUAUCAAGCACCAAUUCAUCACUCACAUCUACGCCGUCGUGCGCAAACCUUUGGACCCCAAGCUCGCAGACAACCCCAAAGUCACUCAGAUCAUCCACGACGAUUUUGAGAAAUGGGAUGAGGAUCGAUUGAUCAGGUUAUUUGAGCAUGAAGGCGUGCAGGGUUGUAUCUGGUGCGUAGGCGGCUGGACCAACAAAUUCCCCUCCCUCCAAGAAUCCCAACGCGUCAACAUCGCCAUGCCCCACUCGGCAGCCGAAACCUUUUCCGCAAUCCUCUCCCCUUCCUCCUCCGCCAUCGCCCAAUCCAAGAACAAACGCGGCAUCGCUUUCCGCUUCAUCUACAUGUCUUGCACCGGCGCCGAGCAAAACCCCUUCGCAUCCCUCUGGUACGCAGCCGACAGCAGGAAAACAAAA
Messenger RNA from Aureobasidium pullulans EXF-150, 471 nucleotides. RefSeq lists its product as uncharacterized. The transcript is spliced from 2 exons. NCBI's taxonomy places the organism in Eukaryota, Fungi, Ascomycota, Dothideomycetes, Dothideales, Saccotheciaceae. The record is from RefSeq and is a predicted model, not a curated record. The annotation marks the transcript as partial.